GAAAGCGGUUUUUGUUAUCUCACAAACUAUUCAAGAAUUAUUUUUACACUGGGGAGUAAGUUUCCUAGAAGGUGAUGGAGAGGAAGCAGUUUUGCAGUGUUAUCAGUGGGGAGGAAGCAGAUAAGAGUGUGGGGGAGUAUGUCCUGUGGCUUUUAGCUUGUGUCCUGUUAAGAUCAUGGAGUGGUUGUUUAUACAUCUGGUCCUGCUCACCAUCCUUCUAGCUAUUAACCAAGUAAUAUUUGGAUUGAGAGACAGUCUCAAGUGUCCAGUGAGGGUGUUGAGGGGAGGGCGAGUACAACUCCGCAGCAAAGGACGAGUGGCCAAGUACGUGUGUCUGCGUAGAUAUCAGGUCCUGGGAGACAAAUACUCUGCGUGUGUCCGUGGCAAAUGGGACACUCCACUACCUGUGUGCAUCAGCAGUGGAUGUAUGCCAGUGGAUGUACCUCAUGGUCAGGUGCUAGAGACAUACCGAGGGGCGUUGUUGACUGUGCACUGCGACCCCGGCUACACUCUCAUUGGCUCUCAGAGUAUCUACUGCAACGGGGCCGUGUGGAACGACACUGCACCUACCUGCAGAGAGGAUCAAGUGACAGCCCAGAAGUGGUGUGACUUUGAGAGUGAGGACUUGUGUGGUUGGACUCACGACCAAAACCAUGACUUUGACUGGAGAAGACACAACUUUGCCACACCCUCUGGUCACGUGGGCACUGGGCCGUCCUUUGACCACACUCUGGGCCCUGGCUUGAAUGGCCACUACAUGUACCUGGAAGUGUCAAGUCCUCGACUACAGAAUGACACUGCAAGGUUGUUUUCUCCUGUGUUCAACGCUAUCUCUGAUCCUGGAGCAUGCUUUAUAUUUUGGUAUCACAUGUAUGGCAGCUCAACAGGAACUCUUAAUGUUUAUCUUCACAAGCAGGACACAGUUCUGCUAUUCAACAAGUCUGGAGACCAAGGAAAUCAAUGGCUGCAAGCUGUAAUUCCUCUUCCUGAAACCUCCUCCAGUUUUCAGAUAGUGAUGGAAGGAGUGAGAGGAGCUAGCUAUGAUGGUGACAUUGCUAUCGAUGAUGUCAAACUAGCAGAGGGAGCAGAAUGUGCCGUGUCAUUAAACAUCACACCAGCUGGUGAUACUGAGACUACUACUGAAGAUGUCCACAGCAGCUGUGAAGGUCGCUGCUUUCUAGCUGCAAGAGAGCCUUCAAUGUGUGAGUGCACACAAGACUGCAUCAGCAACAACACUUGCUGUCCUGACUAUGUGCACAAGUGUGCAGCAGGUACCCCAGAUGUAACAACUGAGAGUGAAAUAACCAAGGUACAACCUAACAUAUCCACUGAAGCAAUCAAGACUAAUUCCAAAAUUGAAACCUCCAUCGUUAUGCAUACAACCACGCCUAACUUACCUACUACAACUAAGAACAAUUCCGCCACUUCCAUUCCUGAUUAUCCAACUUCAUAUAAACCACUAAUUUCUAAAGUUACUUCUGAAACACACCAAAAUGAAUCAGCUUCUUUUAACAUAACACCAUCAACAAAAAGCCCAUUCACAACAGUUGCUAAGCCUCCAAUAAUUGUCUUACCAACCACUAUCAAUUUACCAGUUACAAGCCAAACUGAAGCAAAGCUGAAUACUACUUCCAGAGUAUCAACAACAUUUUCUUUGCUGCCCAAUAUGACAAAAUCAACAAAUGCAAAAAUGAGUUCAAUUGGAUUUACAACAAAAAGUUCAGUUCAAUUUACUAAGUCAACUAAAAGUCAGGCCAAAACACCGCAGAUAACAUUAAAACCUAAAAUUGAAUUUGUUACCCUCCCUCCACCUAUUGUGUUUAGAAAUCCAAAAACCAUUGGGCCUUUCACAAAGUAUGUAAGAAAUACUACAAUCCCCACUUCAACUCUUGUUACCACUCAAAGUCCUAAGAGGUUUUUUAACCGAACAGAAAAAGUCCCCAAAUCUAAAAAUGAUGUUUUGCAUCCAGUUUGGGUGCGAGAGCCACCUAAAAUGCCAAAGUUGCCCCCUCUAGGUCCAAAACCUACAAAUUUGGCCAACAAAACAACUUCUGUUUCUUACCCGACAACAGCUCUGCCUAACACAACUUCACACCUGACAACAGCUCUACAUAACACAACUCUGAAUCAUCCUCCAACUGAUUCAACAUCAUCUGCAUCUCCCAGGUGGAAAUCAAAAUAUAAACCAAGAGAGGAAGAGCCAGUUCAUGCCGGGUACGCAGUUUCCUCCAGCCCAACCAGUCAGAUGGUUCACAUCAUUGUGUUGGUGUCAGGAGUAUUGGUGAUCCUGAUCAUGGCUCUAGCGACAGUCUGUGUGGUACGAAGGAGAAGGAUCAACCGACGGAGGAUGGAGGAUGAUGAACUUGACAUACAGUUCCUUCCUCCUGAUGAAAUGCUCGACUUCACCCUGGCUAGACCGAGCAUGGAGGACAUUCAGAUGAAGGAAACACGGAGAUAGAUGGAGGAAAGGGUAUUAUUGCACAUUGGCAACUAAAAAUUAUGAGUAAAUUGGAGUGUUUAAUCUGUUUAAAUUUAUGGACUCUUUUUCUUUGUCACUAGUAAAUAGUGUGAAAAAAAACAAAGAAAACAGUUUAUUACAUUUUAAAUUUCUAUUCCAUUUCAUGAACAGCUUUUGUGAUCUGUUUUUGGGUUGUGCUAACUUUACACCUCAUAGCCCAACUGUUAAGAAACUUUGACUAUUGGUUGUUGUGUAAUAAUUAGGUACCGGUACCGGUACUGUAAUUAUAGGUACCGGUACCUAAUUAUUACAGUAUUCAUAUUCUUUUCAAUCAAGAGUUUAUUAUGAUAACUACCAGCAGCCUUAAGACAGAAUAACACUUUUGAUACAGGUUAUAACAAAUAAAUUAAAUGUAAAAAUCUUGAGCUUGUUAACUGAAAAAUAUGAAUACAAAAAUCAUGAGGUGUUCAGUUUAGUUGAAAAGAGUGUGCUCACAAAUGUUUAAGGUAGCAUACUUUCAGUAUAAAACAUACUUUUUUAAUGGCCAUAUGUGUUAUUUUUAUUAUGGCUCAAUAAAGGAGUGAGGAGUCUGUGGUUGAAGUAACUCCUGACUAUGUAGGCCUAUUAUAUUUUAUAUGUAGAAUACAAAGAAGUGAGAGGCCAUUUGAAAAUAUUUAAGUGAUUUGAUAAUACAGUAUAGCAGUUUCAAAAACCUUCUGAAAUAUUAAAAUUAAUAUUUGAAAGAGUUAAAAAGGUUAAGAAUUGUGUCUUGUAUAUUUUUAACAUAUUACAUAUAUGACUGUUGAAUUUUCUCCACGGUAAUUUGUUUAAUUAUUGGGACAUUUGUUGUAAUUGAGUCUAAAUGUGUUGGUAAAGUGAAAAUAACCAAUCUAAAACGUUUUAUGUUUACCAAAUUUAAGAGAGUUUGGUCCUUGGUAAUGCCAUUGGUAAAAAAAUGAUGUUGAAAAUAUUGAAAUAAAAAAAACCAAUGACAUAUAUUUGCACUUGAUUCUUCUGUCUGCAAGCACUUAGUACAACUUUUUAGGACACGUGUUUCAGGUGUCGCCAUUUUCAACUUUUCACUGACUGUUGGUUUGCGGAGGGGUCCUUUCAUUUAGGGUAGGCAAAAACUCCAGAAGGUUUACUGUUAUCGAUUUCGGUGAUUCUAGGUAUGCUGUGUAGCGGCUGGGUGUAUUCCACAAGUUGUUUACAACGGGUUGGCGUAGCAUGUAUUUAACUGAAACCCCUCCUCCAAUAUUGAUUUUCUAAUAAAACCUUAAUUUAUGAUUUUGCUUUUCUUUCGAUUGAAUAAUUUAGUUGAUUUUCACUUAAAAUACUCGUUGAAGACUUUAAACUUGUCUGUACCAAAAACUUUAGAUUGUUGGUUAAGGGGGGGUUUCCGUUUAUUUUUUUUAUACAAAAAUUUCAAAUAUGUCUAGCUUUGGUUUUAUGUCUAAAACUGUUAUUAUCCAUUGUAUUCUCAAUUUUUCCGUUUUCACGAUCUCCUUCAACAAUAAGUGGAGUGAAAUGUGUUUUUGCUGCCAUAAUAUGAGGACCCCCCUGCAAACUAACAGUCAGUGAGUAGGUGAAAAUGGUAACAGCCGAAGCGUAAGUCCUACAAAGUUGUACCAAGUACGAAUAUACACAAUUUGUUCAGCGCCUUACAGAUUUCACCAGAACCCAUCUCUUCAACAAAAUAAUCAAUGGGUUGCAUGUUGUAAUAAUACAACCAUUGUAAAUAGAUUAGCUGUAAGUUACGUUCAUAUUGAAUGAUAACAUCUAUUAAAUUUGCUUUUGGUGACUUGUGUUGUAAUUAGUUAAU
Macrosteles quadrilineatus (aster leafhopper) is the source of this 4280-nucleotide messenger RNA. RefSeq names its product zonadhesin-like. The coding region runs from base 176 to 2458 and encodes 760 amino acids. The record is from RefSeq and is a predicted model, not a curated record. The transcript is spliced from 10 exons. Gene Ontology annotation, cellular component: membrane. Lineage: Eukaryota; Metazoa; Arthropoda; Insecta; Hemiptera; Cicadellidae.